UAAUGAAAAUUUUAAGCAAGAAAAUAAUAAAGGGAGUUGGAUUCAUAAAAGUUAUACCAGAAGAAGAUGAUGAUUUUUGGCAUUUAUAUAACUUAUUGUCUGUUGGAGAUAUAAUAAAAACAAGUACUCAUAGAAAGAUAGUGAAAGAAAGUAAUUUUAAAUAAUAUUGAUUAGGUUAAACUGGUACUAAGGUAGCUGAGAAAAGAAGAAUAUUUGUAUUUUUAAAGGUUCAUGAAAUAAAUUAUUGGGCAGAUUAAUAUCUAUUGUUAUCAAUAAAAGGUAGAAAUUGUUAGGAAUCUCAUUGGUUAUCUUUGGGUUAAUUUCAUACUUAUGAAGUUGAGUUGAAUUAAUAAAUUGUAAUAUACAAAGAAAAUUGGGAUAGAUUUCAUUAUGCAAUAUUAGAUUAGAUUAAAUAAUAGUAAACUUAAUCAGAAGUGGCAGCAUUUAUAAUGGAAGAAGGAGUAGGUCAUCUAUGUUUGAUAGGAUCAGCAACUACUAGAUUAAAAUAAAAAGUAGAAAAAUAGAUAACUAAGAAAAGAAGUUCAAAUGAAUAAAGAGAAAAGGGAAUGGAAGAAUUUUUUAGAGCAUGUUUGGCAGCCUUGGAAUAAGAUUCAUUAUUUGAAUAAAUAAAAUGUUUAAUAGUAGCAUCACCAGGGUAAUAAUUUUAAUUAUAUUAUAAUAGAUUUGUGAAGGAUGAUUUCUAUGUAUUUCUUAGAAACACAUUUUAAAAGGAAGAGAAAUAUAGAGGAUAAUAGAAAAUGUUAGAUAAAAUCUUUCUUGUAAAAUCAAGUUCAGGAUAUUUGAAUAGUUUAAUGGAAAUUUUAUAAGAUCAAUAAGUUUAAUAAAGAUUAGAAAAUACAAAGUAAAAUAUUAUAAGAUCUCUAGAGCUAUGUAAGAAGUGAUGAUCUUGGAGAAAUUCUUUUAAUAACUUAGAAUAGAUAUAACUAAAGUGGCUUAUGGAAAGAAAGACAUUGAAUUUGCUCAUAGUCUAGGUGCAAUUCAGACUUUAUUAAUAAGUGAUAAAGUGGCAAGAGCUAAAGAUCCAAAAGUAAGGAGAUAAUGGUUAAAAGUAAUAGAGGAAAUCAAAAAUAAGGGUGGAGAAGUAUUUAUAUUCUCUAGUUUACAUCCUUCUGGAAAACAAUUGAAUAAUUAUACUGGAAUAGCAGCAAUUUUAUAUGUUUCAGUAUAGUUUGAUUAUGAAGACGAAGAAGAAGAGGAAGAAGAACAAGUGGAUCAAUAAAUUCAUUAACAUUAACAUGAUUAAGAUGAAUUCAAAAUGGAUAUUGCAGUCUAAAAGAAAUUUGAAGAAUUUGGUAUAGAAGAUGGAGAUGAUGAUUAUAUGUGAAU
Paramecium pentaurelia is the source of this 1347-nucleotide messenger RNA. Lineage: Eukaryota; Ciliophora; Oligohymenophorea; Peniculida; Parameciidae. The record is from the annotation of a GenBank genome assembly.